This is a messenger RNA of Olea europaea var. sylvestris, 1912 nucleotides long. Its product is annotated as type I inositol polyphosphate 5-phosphatase 1-like. Gene Ontology annotation, biological process: phosphatidylinositol dephosphorylation. Lineage: Eukaryota; Viridiplantae; Streptophyta; Magnoliopsida; Lamiales; Oleaceae. The record is from RefSeq and is a predicted model, not a curated record. Gene Ontology annotation, molecular function: phosphatidylinositol-4,5-bisphosphate 5-phosphatase activity; inositol-polyphosphate 5-phosphatase activity; phosphatidylinositol-3,4,5-trisphosphate 5-phosphatase activity. Bases 524 to 1867 code for a protein of 447 amino acids. The transcript is spliced from 6 exons.
AACAUCUAUUUUUUAAUUGAAUAUUCUUCGUUUUCAUGUGCCAACUUGCAGGAUUUAACUGAAAACACUAAUAGUUUGAUGACUUUGCACACAAACACAAAAAAACUAAAUGUCGAAUUAAAGAAGUGGUCUGAACGAAAUAUUUUAUAAAGUUUAGUGAGGAGUUCGAAACAAAUUAAAAUUCAGUGACCAAGGUAAUAGUAAGUACAAAGUUCAGUGACCAUCAAUGAAAUUCCCUUAUUUAACAAUGAUAAACUUCCUCUUUUUUCAAAUUUAAAAUAUGUAUAAAGUUCAUCUUCAACCGCGAUUUAUGCUACUGGCUAGCUUUCCCCAUUCAUAGCAAGUGUAUUCUAGAUCAUACUCUGCAGUCGACCCAAACUGAAUUUAUAAAAUCACACAACCCAUUUUUGAUUUUUUCUGUAGAUUCAGUGUUUGAGCUUCAGUAACUGAAGCUGAAUUCUCUUAUUUGAUCGUUUUGAGAUUUUGUAUUUCUUAAGAUUUUUGUUAAACGGGAAAUAGGAAUAUGUCUAACAACUAUUAUGAUAAUUGGGAGAGACUCGUGGAAGUUGUACUUCGAAGAGAAAGAGACCGAGAAGUUGCUUUAGCUGAUUCGAGGGAAUCAAGUUUCAGAUCCACAUCCUCUAGUUUCAGAUCCAUAUCCUCUAGUUCCAGAUUCAGGCCCGAUUCUUCAGUUCGUGAGCAGAAUCCUCAGCUUGAAGCUUAUAAUUCCAAUAAUGUAAAUUUGCUUGGAGACAAAAUGCUUUCCUGGGUUCGAGUGGGUAUGCACAAGUGGUUCAACGUCACCACCAACAAUCUCGAUUACUCCGCUGACAUAGACUCGGACUCCGACUCCGACUCGGACUCCGACUCCAAUCCAGAGGUUCUACCUAGGAUAAGGAGAAAGUCGGAGACAUCUAGGACUCGAUAUAUAAACACAAAGGAAAUCAGAAUAUGCGCGAGCACAUGGAAUGUUGGAGGAAGAGUUCCUCCAGAUGACCUAGAUCUAGACGGAUGGUUAGAUGUUGAUGACCCUGCUCAUGUAUAUGUAAUUGGCCUUCAGGAUAUUAUACCAUUAAAUGCUGGUAAUAUAUUUGGUGCUGAAGACCGGCGCCGAGUUUCAAUAUGGGAAAACAGAAUUCGUAGAACUCUGAAAAAAAUUCUGCCGGCCACUAAAUUCAGAUGCUACAAUGAUCCUCCUCCUCCAUCAAGGUUUAAGACAUCUGAAGAUGCCCCAUACAUAGAUGAAAGCUCACAGACUGACAGUGACAUUGAAGAAGAAAUCUGCCCACUAAAUGAAGAAUUGAACUUUGUUAAUGAAGAAAAUGUCGUUGAUCUCGAUGCUUCUGUUUCCAUUGACAAACACAACUUGGGAAUUUCAGUUGACAAGGAGUUGCAGCGCCAAUUUUAUUCUCCAAUUACGCUGGACAGAUCGAACCGCAUCAGGGCAGAGGAUUCUGUAGAAAAUGUAGCAUUGCCAAGAACCCAGUACAUCAAUAAAUUACCCAGAAAGCUAAGUGGGACAGAACGCAUUGGUUUAAGCUUGCCAGAGCCACCUCUACAUCUUUUGGGUCAGCAUGUUUUUGAGAGAACUAAUUCCUUCAAAUCUUUCAAAGCUUACAAAUCUUUCAGGACAUAUAGUUCUUUCGAGUCAAACAUGGCCUCACUUGCCAAGUUUGACCUCAAAAGCCCGAAAAACCGGAAAAAAAGGUCAACUUACGUUAAAAUAGUAAGCAAGCAAAUGGUUGGAAUUUUCCUUACCAUCUGGGUUCGCAGAAGCAUGCGAAAGCUGAUACAGAACUUAAAUGUGUCUUCUGUUGGUGUUGGUGCCAUGAGCUAUAUAGGCAACAAGGUUAGUUCCUUUUUAUAAUUGUAGCUUGGAGUUAUAAUAGUACUUCUGGAUGCUCUUAUUACU